Messenger RNA from Macrosteles quadrilineatus (aster leafhopper), 7160 nucleotides. RefSeq lists its product as uncharacterized. The record is from RefSeq and is a predicted model, not a curated record. The coding region runs from base 580 to 1665 and encodes 361 amino acids. The transcript is spliced from 7 exons. NCBI's taxonomy places the organism in Eukaryota, Metazoa, Arthropoda, Insecta, Hemiptera, Cicadellidae.
UAUCGCUUCGUCCUCUGUCGUCAUGUCAGUGUUGUGUUUAGAGAUUUGUAAAAAUUAGGAACAGGAACUACACAUUCUUAUAUCUGUUUCUUGUCCUUAUGUAUGUUACCAAAACAUUAAUUUCAAAUAUAAUUCUCAUUAAUAGUGGUAAACAAGAUUUAGAAGUGAAAUAAAUUGUCAUGCCUUUAAUUGAACUGCCAACGAUGGUGUUUCCUGAAUAUGUGCUCCAAAGGUUAUGUUUAUGUUAAUGUUUAGCUAGGACCUUAAUUAAUUAUGUGUGAUUUAUGAUGCCCAAAGUGUGUAGGCUAUUUAAACUGGUUGUUCAGUAUGGACUUUGAUGUAUGACGCAGAAGUUAGGGUAGCCUAAUUAGUUUAAUUGUUGUCACUGUUUUCAUUAUUAUUAACUUAGGCCUAUACUCUUGCAACAUAAGUUAACUGAUAGACAUGAUCAAGCACAGAUUCUCUGAGAACCUGGAUCAUCUUUAAAUAAGUUUAAUCAAAGUCAGCCAAAUUAAUUUAAAUACCGGAACACUCUUUGUUGAGUCCUAUUACUUGUCAAUUAAAUACUCAGCUUGUGAGAUGAGAACCAAAAAUUACCUUUUAGGAUUCACUUGCAUUGUAAUAACAAGCAUACUGUUGAUACUUUUUGGAGACCAGAGACCAGCUGUGCAAAGUAUUCUUACGGAGACCCACAAACAGUUGAAAAACAACAUCCAAACCUUUAAGGAUAACUUGAAAGAAGCAGAAGAGAAGCGCUGGACUGCAGACGAGAAAUAUUUGUUGGCUCUGGGUUUCAACUCAAGUCCUCGUUUGUACCCUCAGUCUGUUUGGACCAACACGUCCCUCCCUGUGAUUGUUUCUUAUCUUUUCGACGGAGAUGCGGAGUUGGGUGUUGGUCUGGUCAGGAACAUUGCACACUAUUUGCCUAACCACACGUUGCUCAUAUACAACCUUGGACUUGGCAGAUACGAUUUACAACUUAUACUUACAUACUGCAACACAAGUCGAUGCUCUGUGAUAGAUUUCUACCUCAGUGAUUUCCCAUCACAUGUUAACGAUCACAAAAUCCAUGCUUAUCGCCCUAUAAUAAUACAGGAUGCACUAAACCACGCAGGAGCAGUGUUGUUUAUGGAAAGUAAUCUUCGGCUGACAACAGGCCAUAUUCAUCCGUUGAUUGAGAAGGCUGUAGGAACAGCUGAUCAGGAAGGCAGUGGCAUCGUCUGCUGGGCAUCUAGACAAGCUGUGACGUCACUCACACAUCCUUCCAUGUUCAGAUACUUCCACACUACCACAAACGAAGGGUUCAUGUUUCUCCCCAUGGUAGAGGCUACAAGACUACUUGUGUACAACACACCAGAAGUACACAGGGAGAUCAUGCUACCUUGGAUACAGUGUUCUCUCACCCAUGAUUGUAUCCUACCUAUCGGAGCUCAGUCAGGUGGCUGUAGGUUUGAUAAAAAGCCACUUUACCGAUACUCCGGCUGUCACAGUUACGACUCGUCAGCCCUUAACAUCGUCCUCGGGCUUAAGUUCCAGUUUGACGAUACAAGAUAUUCUGCGCCGACGCCAGACUCUUGGUUUUACACGGUAUCAGCUGGUUCAGCGGCAGAGGAAGUAGCCAAGCUGCAAGAUAACGUAACAGAUGCUUCAACAACAGACAGCUGAGACCGGCCUAAACACAAAAUGGAGGAGGAACGGCGAUCAUUCUUGUUGUUAGGCCUAGUCAAAAUACAGGGAAAGAAGAUGUUUAGAAAAAUCAGGUAAUUUUUGUACAUCUAACACGUUGUAUAGAAACACUGGUCAACUGGGGUUGCUUGUGAACUCUUUAACUUUGGUUUCUGAAUUUCUUGUAAAGGUAAAGAAAAUGUUGAAAUUUCUAUAUUGUGAUUUUUCCACUGUGCAAUAAUGUUUUUAUCUAAGUUAUUAUUCAUUAUGGAUGUAAAAAGGUAUUAAUGUGUUACUGAAAUAUUUUUGUCAUGUACUUAAUCAACUUGGAAAACUGUUUCAAGGUAUUUUUUUUUUCUCACAAACUUUGGUAUUCGAGUUUGAUUGUGUCACUGCACCUCAUUGCUUUACAGAGGCUUUGAGGCCUCAAACCCAGGCAGGAGUAAAACAACAAGCUGCAGUUACUCCUCAAACCUAGGACCUAACUAAAUCAAGAGGGAUAGAAACCAUGAUUUCAUGUUCAUUAUCCCAGUAACUUUGGUGGUCAUAGAAGAGAACUUGGUGAGAGUUCUGACUACUGGAAACUGUGUACUGUACUGAUUAUCAAAUGAGAACCAAGGUACAUAACAAUGUACCGUACCGUACCAAACUGUACCAACCUUGAAUUUUCUGUACUGCAAUCUACUAAUAUUAUCUUUGGAAUUUCUUUUAGUUUAAACAAAUUUACUCUUUUAUGCCUUGUUCUGAUGCUUUCAGAAUUGUGUUAACACAAUUCAUCUCUAGAAUUGUAGUCUUCCAGGAUAAUUCUUUCCUUCCCCUUGUUUUUCUUAUUCGAUUUUUAGGCCUAAUAAGUAAUAAUACAUGUAUUGAUAAGUUACCAUUGAGUCAAGUACAGUAGUAUUUUAUACUACAUUUUUAUUUAUUACUAGCUGGCCCGACAGACGUCGUCCUGUCCUAGUGUGGAUUUAUGUAAAAUGCUCGUUCAUUUACAAGAUUAGUUCGUUCGCAUGGCUCAAUCAUGUCCUGGUUAAAGUUCGUUCGCUACGCUCACUCACCAUUUGGUUGCUAAUUAGCUGUUGAAGUUCGUUCGCUACGCUCACUCACCUUUAGGUUGGAGCUCGUUCGCUGCGCUCACUUGCCUUCAGGUUAGCUCGUUCGCUACGCUAACUCGCCUCCAGGUUGAAGUUCGUUCGCUACGCUCACUCACCUUUUGGUUGCAAGUUAGCUGUUAUCAUAAAUUAAAAAAAUAUAGUGCUGCACCCUGUUGGUAAACCUAUUAACUUUUUAAUGCUAUUGAACAUCACAGAAUCAGAUAGUUUAGUUGAACCAGCUGUUAAGAUUCUUUAAUUCCAUUUAAAUAUGAGUACUCAUAAGGUUAACAUGGGAAACUCCAGAGCCACUGGGGCGGAGCCCUUUUGACGGAUCUGCACCAAACUUCACACAAACCAUCCUUGAAUAAUGCUUGAUAAUGCCUGAAGGUUUCAUUACAAUCCGUCGAGCGGUUUCGGAGUCCAUAAAGGACAAACAUACAAAUAUACAAAUAUACAAACAUACAAAUAUACAAACAUACAAACAUACAUUGGAUUUUAUAUAUAUAGAUUUUGACCUAUUUUGUAUUUUCUUUAUUUACUUUUGCAUCUCUACCUGAAUGUGAUUUAGUAGCCUUGUAUUGAUAAUAUUUAGUUCCAAAUAAGCUUGUCUAGGUACUUGUAAAAAUGUAAAAUACAUCAACUAAGGUUCAGUUUAGUGUUACACUAAUUAGUGAUCUGAACAGUUGAGUAUUGAAUAAUUUCUCCUUCAGUGUGACUUUUUGCCAGUACUUAGCCUUCAUUCACACCAGCAGGGUGCGGAACCGUCCCGCAUUGGACGAAGCUAUUUAGACUAUUGAAUCGUAUGGGAGCUUUCACACCAGUGCAGGUUCACCGGGUUGAAAAAUCACCCGGAGGAAACUAAACUUUAAAUGCGGGACCAGACCAGAUGGCUAGUUUUGAGAACAUUGGCUCUUAUGUACGCUUUCACACUUGUGCGGGACGGACAUAAAUCAGUAGUAUUGACUGUCUGUGUCUAUCAGUAGUUCAGUGUCGAUGAUUUUGUAGUACUCUUGUUAACUUAGGAAUAGGAAAGUUUGUUGUUUUGGAUAUGGAGGAAGAAAUUUAUAUCGAGCUCUUGAUUAGUUUGUUCGAUAAUUAUAUUUUGGAUUGGUUUGAAGGCCAUUGAUGUGGGACAACACCCCGCUGCAGCAAACCAUCGUUCAUUUGCAUGAUUACAUUUUUACUUAAAAUGACAUUAGGCCUAAACAUGCCUGAUUUAUUUCAUGUAAAAAAAACAUUAGGUUCAACGACCACUUAAAUUUUCUUCUAUAUGGAAGGUAAUGAAGUGUUUUUUUACCUAAAACCUCAUAAAAUAUAUCCAUAAAUAUACAUAUAUCAAAAUUUGAACUACAGAAUUACUUUUUUCUCCCAUUGGGCCAGCAAAACAAAAUAUGGUCCCAGAUCUUUUUGUUAUUUUGCCACCUACGAAAAAACCCUUCAGCCCAAUAGGGAAGAAUUAGCUGAAACUGUCAAAGCAUACCAUAGAAUUAUGCUGUAGUAAAGGAAGCAUAAGCGAGCGGUGUAUUUACAAUUAGAAUCAUAUUUGCCGAGGACAUUCUACACAAGUUUAAGAUCUUCCUUUCAUUACCAUAACUGCUGGCCAUAGCUCACACCAUAACUUUUAAAAAUACAAUGAAUUGGCAUUUUUACACACACAGCUUCUGUCCAAAUGACUUAUUUAGCACAGGAGAACUGUACUUUAUUUUCGGAUACGACAAGUAACACAAACACCUUUCUUUUAUUCAUUUCAAUCAAAUACACCCAAAAAUCACAAAGUUUCAGCCUUGAAACUCCCGGAUCCAGACAGCUAGUGUGAAAGGGCCUUCCGGGACAUCCUGCAUCGACGGUACGGUACGGGGCCCUGCACCACACUGGUGUGAAAGAAAGCUUAGGUAGUUCUUUUAGCUAGCCUAUCUAAGGAAACAACAUCUUACUCAUGUUUGGUGUGACUUAAUUUUUAGUGGCGCUUCUGAAAAUUUUCUUUUUUUUCAAUAGAAACCAACUACAGUAUUGUAUAUGUUGUUCUUUCUAAUUACUGUAUAAUUUUCUCUUUAAAAAAAUUGAGUAAUCUUAUUCUAUUAUUGCUACCAAGUUUGGAAAUACUAAAUAAAUAUCUCUUUAUUGGCACAUAAACAUUUAGACCAAAUUAACAGUGUUGCCAUUAAACAGGUGAAAUUAUUGUAAAUGACAUAGCACUGUGACAAAAUAUCAGCUCAAAGAAAACCAAAGUUAUAUAAAGUUAAAAUAAUUAAACCGAGUUACUUACCGAGUUCAUUACCGGACUUAAAAAUAAUUGAGAUAUUUGAAUAUAUCAACUAUUUAUAAAUUUUAGUGGCUUAAGUUUGUCUAGAAGUAGAAUCAAUUCUCAAAUAUAAUAAAAAUCCACUUAAUUUAAAAAAUUAAUUACUUACUGUAGUGUAUAUGUACAGUACUAUUUCAUUCCAGAUAUUUUUGUUUACUAAAUAAAAACCAACCAAUCAUUUUUCAACUAACGGUCAUCAAAAUGUAAGGUUUCGAUUAAUUUAAGUCUACCUUUUCAAGCCUAGCAGUUCAGUUUAAAGCCAUGACCAAUAGAAAAAUGUAAUCUUUUUUGUGGAUGACCAACGAUUAUGUUUUAUUGCUAACCAUUUCCAGGCUUAGCUUCCAUUAGAAACUGUAUUUUUAUAAAACCCUAAUAGUAAUUUUAUUUUUAUUGUGGCAGUUGUUAUAUGUAAAAUGUCAGUCUCAAAUAUUAUAUUGUCAAACCAUUGCUGACUGGUGCUACAUCUAUACUAAAACUCGCAAGAAACUAACUAUAUUCAACAUUGUCCAUAAUAGCACCUAGCCUACCACCCUCUACUUAUGGCACUGCACAGCCAGAAGUAAAUAUAUUUUAUUAUGUAGAAGUGGAGUGCUACUUUAAAAUAUUUUACAUUUUAAACCCAGUUUCGCAAUGAUAAUUUUUAGCAAUUGUCCUACAAUGUAUGCAUACACGUUUCAAGUAGUUUAAAUUUCUUAUGCUGAAUAAGUUUGUUUGAUUUCACAAGAGAGAUGCAGCUAUUGUUGCCACUAUUUGAAAAUGCUGAAAACACUGUAUUUUGAUGUGAUUUCGACAUCAAACACAUGUAUGUGUUUGUCCAACAUUAUUGUAUUAUAUUAUGUAUUAUUGUCCAACAAACACAUGUAUGUGUUUGAACCAGCACAUUCUGACCAUGGAUAGAUAAUUUUGGCAGGGAAAGCAGGAAGGGCUGUAUUCCAUUGAAUGGCAGUAGGCCUACCUAAUAGCUUUCCGGGCUAUUUUAAAAGUUUGUAUGUAUAGGUUAUUAGUUUAGUAAGCAAAAGUAAAGCCUGAACUAUAAUAUGCUGAAUGCUCUAACAUGUCAUUAUAUAGCUUUAGGAAAAGCUCCCUAGAAUGAAAUAGAAGACAAGUUUAUCCAUAAUUAUGUUGUAUAAUCUUUUUGGUAAUUAAAAAUUGUAUGUAGGCCUAUAUUCCACAAUUUAGUAUUUUGUUAAUUUAUUUUUUACUUACAUUUGCUUUUUGUGUUGUACUGUUGUAGCAAUACUGGUUGUCUAUAAGUCCCAAAAUAGAUAAACAGAUGGUUUUUUACAAAUAAAAGUUUUACAAAAACUAAAUUCAUACUUUUAAAAGUGAUAAAAUGGUCAUAAGAGGUGAUAUUGGAAUUCAACUGAUCGCUUAAAAUUUGGUAUUUUGAUGACAACCUCAAAAAUUCAGACAACAUAUUUUGUACAUUGAAAAAAUACAUUAAACCUUUCUAGAAUGAUCACUCUUAACAUUAGGCAUAAAUAUUUUUACAAUAUUAUCGUAUUUGUAUAUAAUUGUGUAUAUGCAAAGUAGUUAAGGUUAUAAAGCUGUGAUUUUGUAAUAUAUUUAAAUAUUGUAUGUAUAAUAUCCAUGACUAAUUUGUUCAUUAUUGUUAAGAGUUCACUAUUUAGUUAUUUGGUACCUUUAAAAAAAACCUUCCUACAUUCUUCCAUUAUUUAAGUAUCAGUUUGUAUGACUAAAUGUUUCUUUAAUUUCUUAUUUAACAAGUUGAUCUGUUUCCUCCAGUAAUAUUAGACUUUUUGAAAAUGUAUGUAUAUGUUUCUAAUUUAUCAUAGAAAUGUACCAUAGAGGUUUAUUUUUGUAACCUUCCUUUAUAGCAUAAUUCACAAUCUUGUAUUUUUAUCCAAACACCAUUUUUCAUGAUUUAUUUCUCAUUACUCCUUUUGUGAUUGAACAAAUUACGAUAUAGUAUCAAACUAGAACAAUUGUGUGACAUUUGUGUAUUUUAACAGAAUGUUUUAUUUGGUACAUCAGACUUAUGUUGCUAAUGUAUUCUAAGGUAACACUUUUUUCUAAGCCCUAUAAAACAGAGUGUUGAGUUUUGAUUGCAAUUUUAUAUAUUUCAAUAAAUAUCUGAGUCA